Messenger RNA from Sardina pilchardus (European sardine), 3250 nucleotides. Its product is annotated as aminopeptidase N-like. The record is from RefSeq and is a predicted model, not a curated record. Bases 335 to 3217 code for a protein of 960 amino acids. Gene Ontology annotation, molecular function: metalloaminopeptidase activity; zinc ion binding; peptide binding. Gene Ontology annotation, cellular component: plasma membrane; cytoplasm. The transcript has 21 exons. Lineage: Eukaryota; Metazoa; Chordata; Actinopteri; Clupeiformes; Clupeidae. Gene Ontology annotation, biological process: proteolysis; peptide catabolic process.
AGAGAGAGAGAGAAAGUGUGUGUGUAUAAGCUCCCCCUCAGCUGUAUCCUGGAGGUUCCACAUACACCCCUGUAGUGAGUCUUGGUCACACGGUACGCACGUCCUACUCUACUCUACUCUACUCCGCACCGUGCCGCGUAGCGUCGCCUCGCUCUCGAUCGCACCUCCUCUGUCCUUCUCCAGCAUGCCCUGGUUCCUAAAGGAGUAACAGAGGACAGAGGAUGUUGUGUAUGGACCGUCCAAGGCCAUCAUCCUAGUAGUUCCCUUAAGUAGUGCGCAUUAAGACUGACCGGUCCGUCCCUUCACUGCUCUGCGCUGUCCCAGAGGCCUGGCCAUGUCUCAGGGCUACUACGUCAGCAGGACUGUGGCGCUCAGCGCCGCUGUUGUGGCUGUGGUCGCCGCCAUCACCAUUCUGUCCCUGUCCGUGGCCGUGUCCAAACACAAGUGCCCUGCAGGAGGCGAUGGAGACGGAGGGGCCGACGGGGGCGGAGGGGGGACGCAGGUGGGGCCCACUCUGCCCCCCGAGGACAGGGAACCCUGGGAUAGGUACCGCCUGCCGGACACGCUGCACCCCGUCCACUACGACGUCAACCUGUGGCCUCGCCUGACCACGAACGAGCACGGCCUGUACGUCUUCACCGGACACUCUACGGUGGACUUUGAGUGCGUGAAGGAGACAGACCUGAUCCUCAUUCACUCCAGCAAGCUCAACUUCACCAUGUUCAGCGGGCACAACGCCACACUGACUGGGCUCCGUGGAGCGAGAGCUCCCUCCAUCAAGACCACGUGGCUUCAGGAGAAGACAGAGUACCUGGUCAUCCAGCUCAGUGGACGACUCGUCCCUGGACACUCUUACCAGCUCCACACCAAGUUUCAGGGAGAACUGGCCGAUGACCUCGAGGGAUUCUACAGGAGUGAAUACACCGAGAACGGCGUCAAAAAGAUCGUGGCCACCACUCAGAUGCAGGCUACGUACGCCAGGAAAGCGUUCCCGUGUUUCGACGAGCCGGCCAUGAAGGCGGUCUUUGACAUCACCCUGAUCCACCCGCCUGGAACCAUAGCGCUGUCCAACAGCCGAGACGCUGAAAUCAUCCAAGCGUCUCUGGAUGGAACCGAUGUGCUGGUCACCAGGUUUGAGCCGACCAAACGCAUGUCCACGUACAUCUUGGCCUUCAUCGUGUCCGAUUUUGGCUCCAUCCAGAAGGACGACGCUGGCUCUACAACCCUGGUUCGAAUCUGGGCCAGGAAAACGGCGCUGGAUUCAGGACACGGGGCCUACGCCCUCAACGUAACCCUUCGCAUGCUGGAGUUCUUCGAGCGCUACUACAACACCAGCUACCCGCUCACUAAAUCAGACCAGGUGGCUCUCCCUGACUUCAGCGCGGGCGCCAUGGAGAACUGGGGCUUGAUCACUUACCGAGAGACGAGCCUCCUGUACGAUCCUGGCACGUCCUCCAAUGGGAACAAGGAGAGGGUUCUAACGGUCAUCGCACACGAACUGGCCCAUAUGUGGUUUGGCAACCUGGUGACUCUGAGGUGGUGGAACGACCUGUGGCUGAACGAAGGCUUCGCCUCCUACGUGGAGUAUCUUGGAGCCGACCACGCCGAACCCUCCUGGCAUAUUAAAGACAUGAUCGUGCAGGGGGACGUCCAGAGGGCGUUCGCUGCGGACUCGCUGGUCUCCUCUCACCCUCUGACCCGCAGUGAGCACGAGGUCAGCAGGCCAGAGGAGAUCAGCCAGAUGUUCGACACCAUCUCCUACAACAAGGGUGCAGCUGUCCUGAGAAUGCUGUCGGAGUUCCUGUCUGAGCCCGUGUUUGUGAAAGGACUCAGUUCCUAUUUGCAUCAGUUUGCUUUUGGCAACACUGUAUAUUCAGACCUUUGGGACCAUUUGCAGGCUGCUGCGCAGAGCACAGGGUUGAAUCUGCCCUACUCCGUCCACGACAUCAUGAACCGCUGGAUCCUCCAGAUGGGGUUCCCUCUGGUUACCAUAGAUACCACAACAGGAAACAUCAGCCAGAAGCACUUCCUGUUGGACCCUGAUGCGGUGGUGGACAGGCCGUCUGUUUACAAUUACCAAUGGAUUGUGCCAAUCAAGUGGAUGAAGAAUGGCGCACAUCAGGAUCAACACUGGCUGAUUGAGAAGUCAGCUGUGUUUGCACCAAUGAGAGCGAGUGGAAGCGAGUGGGUGUUGGCCAACCUCAAUGUCUCCGGCUACUACAGGGUUAACUACGACCAGCAGAACUGGGAGCGUCUCUUCGCUCAACUGAGCUCUGACCACCAGGUGAUUCCCAUCAUCAACAGAGCUCAGAUAAUAGACGAUGCUUUCAGCCUGGUCAAAGCGCGGAUCCUAAACACCACCAUGGCCCUGCAGACCACCCAGUACCUGGUGCAGGAGAGAGAGUACAUGCCCUGGGAGGCUGCCUCCAGGAGCCUGCACUACUUCUUCCAGAUGUUCGACCGCACCGAGGUCUACGGACCCAUGCUGGCCUAUCUGCGGAGGCUCGUCCAACCCCUCUAUGACCACUUCCAGACUGACCAACCCCUGAGCCACACUAUGGCGUACACGAAAGGCAUCGCGGUCUCUCUGGCCUGCACCACUGGUGUUCCACUGUGUAAGGAGCAGGUUCUCGAUCGGUUCCGCCAGUGGAUGAGAGAACCGCACAACAACAGGAUCGACCCCAACCUGAAGUGGGUGGUGUACUGCCAUGCCAUGGCGGCGGGCGGUGAGGCGGAGUGGAACUUUGCGUGGGAGAUGCUGCAGAACGUUACCAUGGCGUCGGAGGCGGCGCGGCUACGCAGUGCUCUGGGCUGCACCAAAGUGCCCUGGCUCCUCAACAGGUACCUGGAGUACUCUGUGGAUCCCAGCAAGAUACGCAAACAGGAUGCUGCGUCCACUAUUGGCUAUGUAGCCUCCAAUGUGGUGGGUCAGUCUUUUGCGUGGGACUUCUUCAGAUCAAAAUGGGACUAUCUCUUCAAGGAAUUCGGAGGAGGCUCCUUCGUCUUCCCCUCUCUCAUCUCCUCGGUAACCAGACGCUUCUCCACAGAGUUUGAGCUUCAGCAGUUGCUGGAUUUCCAGAGGGAGCAUCCGGACCUGGGCUCUGGGAAGCUAGCGCUGGACCAGGCCAUAGAGAAGACCCGGGCCAACAUCAAAUGGAUGGCCGAGAACAAGAAGCCGGUGCUGGACUGGUUCAACUCUCAGGCUGCAUCAUCAUAGGACAGCAGAGCAGUGUGGGUGGUGGUGGUGGUG